This is a messenger RNA of Aspergillus japonicus CBS 114.51, 1394 nucleotides long. Its product is annotated as PQ-loop repeat-containing protein. The coding region runs from base 501 to 1394 and encodes 297 amino acids. The record is from RefSeq and is a predicted model, not a curated record. NCBI's taxonomy places the organism in Eukaryota, Fungi, Ascomycota, Eurotiomycetes, Eurotiales, Aspergillaceae. The transcript has 4 exons.
CAAUGACCUGUGAAUGAUAUAGUUACAUAUACUUAGUUCCUUCGAUCUUCGAGGUGUAGCGUGUUCUUCUUCCAUGGAGUCGUACUGCAAGGCACAUGAUCUUCCACUAGCUACUUAUGGAUAUCCAAACAGACCUUACCGUUUUGGGAUAGAAUGCGGAGAUGCAGUGGACGAUAAGGAAAGCAUUCAAGCAUUCAAUCAUCCUGUACAUGCUCAGUCACUCACCCCUUCGAGCACUCGAUCAGUGACAAGUCAUCCUUCAUCUCCUCGUUUGUCCACCCUCUCUACUACGCGUGUGCGCUGGUUCGACACAUGCUGUUUUAGAGUCCAAUAAUUCUCCUGUCUCAUUGCCCCCCCCGACCUGCACUCCCUGCCCCUAUGCACCGGGCUCAUAGACCGCCCAUCGCUCCCUAACUCCCAUCAUCCCGUCGAGCAUCUUGCAUGUCAACAGCCUCCUUCUCAAUACACAGACGAUCCUAGAAUCGGCUUUGUUCACCAAGAUGGAUUCCCUCAACCUACAAUGCGGGCAACUGGAUUCGCCCGACUACAAGAAUUUCAUUCUCUCCAUUCUAAUCGUCUUUGGCAUCCUCCUCUCGUACCUCCCCCAGCACAUCCGGAUCAUUUCGUUGAAAUCCUCGUUCGGAAUCUCCCCCUACUUCGUCCUCCUAGGCACGACCUCCGGCUCGUCCGCGCUCGCCAAUGUCGUCUCCCAACAACAAAGUCUCCACGACAUGUCGUGCUGCAAGCAAAUCAGCGGACUAGGCUGCUUCUCCGCCAUUCUAGGCAUCCUCCAAGUCGGCACUCAAUGUCUCUGCUUCUUCCUAAUCCUCGUCCUCUUCGUCCUCUUCUUCCCGCGCCACCAGCACUACGGCAUGAACCACCGCCCGACCACCCCAACCUACCGCACGGCCCUCACCGUCGCAGGGAUCUGCAUCGUCCACGCCCUCGUCAUGCUCAUCACCACCCUGGCCGUCGGGCUCCGUCGGCCCGCGGCCCUCCAAUCCUGGUCCAACUUCUGCGGCGUGCUCGCCGCCCUCCUCGCCUCGGUCCAGUACUUCCCGCAGAUCUACACGACGCUGCGCCUCCGCUGCGUCGGCAGCCUCAGCAUCCCGAUGAUGUGCAUCCAGACGCCCGGCAGUCUCGUGUGGGCGGGCAGCCUGGCAGCGCGGUUGGGCCGCGCCGGAUGGAGUACCUGGGGGGUGCUGAUCGUCACGGCCUGUCUGCAGGGGACGCUGCUGGCCCUGGGCGUGUGGUUCGAGUACCUGGGUCCCGACAAGGGCCACGGCCACGACGAUGAAGGCGACGCCGCGAAUAAGAAUCCCACUAAUGAAGAUGGAGAGGAGAGCCAGGGCCGGGAUCAGCCGUCCGAGGAGACGCCGCUUCUUGGGGGGUGA